AUUCCUCACUAGGAAGUUUUGUGUAGCUCUUCUACGACUAGAUAUAAAAAAAUUUGGCAAUUAACCUGUCUUAGGUUUCAGGGAUUAUUGUCUGAGAUUCACUUGGUUUUGAAUUGAAAGAGAGAGAUGGAAGUCAUGGAAGUACUUCACAUGAACAAGGGGGCAGGCGAAACUAGCUAUGCUAAGAACUCAAAAGUUCAGAGCAAGAUAAUAUCUAUCACAAAGACUGUAACCGAGGAAGCCAUAAUUGAACUAUUGUGCAAAAAUUUGCCGGAGAGCAUGGGCAUUGCUGACUUGGGUUGCUCAUCGGGACCCAACACCUUAACUGUGAUCUCAGAGAUAAUAGAUAUCAUAUAUUCCAAAUGCAGCAACCUAGGCUGCCCAACUCCAGAAUUUAGAAUCUGCUUGAAUGAUCUUUAUAGCAACGAUUUCAAUGAUGUAUUUGGGUCAUUACCAGCUUUCUACAACAAACUGAAGGAAGAGAAGGGUACGGAUUUUGGGCAGUGUUUCAUUACAGGUGUGCCUGGUUCUUUCUAUGGUAGAUUGUUUCCGAGAAAAAGCAUGCACUUUGUGCACUCUUCUUCCAGCCUCCACUGGCUCUCUCAGGUUCCUCCUGGGCUGGACCGCAAGGCUAGCCCAGCCAUAAACAAGGGGAGGAUAUACAUAUCCAAGACCAGCCCACAAAGCGUCUUAGAUUCAUACAUGCUGCAAUUCCAGAAGGAUUUUUCACUAUUCCUCAAAUCACGUUCGGAUGAAAUAGUACCGGGAGGGUGCAUGGUCUUGUCGUUCACGGGCAGGAAAUCUAUGGACCCUACUGCCAUAGAAAGUUGCCAUCAAUGGGAACUGCUCGCCCAGGCAUUGAUGAACAUGGUCCCAGAGGGUCUAAUCCCAGAGGAAAAGGUAGACACAUUCAAUGCACCCUAUUAUGGUCCAUGUGCCGAAGAGCUAGAAUUAGAGGUACAAAAAGAAGGAUCAUUCAUUAUGGAUCGGCUGGAAGCGUUUGAGAUUGAUUGGGAUGGAGGUGAAGACAUGCCAAACACAAUUAAUGGGACACUUUCAAGUGGGCAGCGAGUGGCCAAGACCAUAAGGGCUGUGAUUGAGUCAAUGCUGGAAACUCAUUUUGGAAGAGAUAUAAUGGAUGAUUUAUUUCAGAGACAUGCUGAUUUAGUGGACAAGCACUUGGCAAAAACUAGAACCAAGUACACAAACUUGGUCAUUCACCUUGUAAGAAAGGGUUGAAAAAUGUAAAGGCCUAUGGAAUCACAUUAUAUCUUAUAUGUGAUUUGGACUUAAUGUCCUAAAUUAACUAAGUUUUAUUAUGUCAACAGUCCGUAGAAUAAUGAAAUUAUCUCGUUUAUCUCUA
Quercus robur (English oak) is the source of this 1363-nucleotide messenger RNA. RefSeq names its product probable jasmonic acid carboxyl methyltransferase 2. NCBI's taxonomy places the organism in Eukaryota, Viridiplantae, Streptophyta, Magnoliopsida, Fagales, Fagaceae. Gene Ontology annotation, molecular function: S-adenosylmethionine-dependent methyltransferase activity. The transcript is spliced from 4 exons. The record is from RefSeq and is a predicted model, not a curated record. Bases 127 to 1239 code for a protein of 370 amino acids. Gene Ontology annotation, biological process: methylation.